AUGGGGUGUCAGGGCUAUGGGGAGACAUAUGCAGGGCUAUGAGGGGCAGGGAUAUGGGAGGCAUGUAUAGUGGAGACUGACAAGACACAGGGUUAUGGGGGUGCUGUCAGGGAUGUGGGGCCUGGGCAGAGAUAUGGGUUACAGGAAUAUGGGGUUGUCAGGGAUAUGGGGUUGACAGAGAUACAGGGAUUUGAGGGGCAUAUCCUGGGGGCUCUGGGGUUGGGUUUGAAGCUGUGUCCCUGUAAAAAGUUAUCCCUUUUGCUUGUCACUCUUCGAGUUGGGUAGUCACCCUUGGAGCCCAGUGCAGGCUGGAAGGGAAGGCAGGGCUGAGACAGGUUUGCAGGGAGCAGCCAGAAAGAAUUAUUUUGCUACUGAGAUGUGAGGGUGGAUUAAUACUAGGGUGACCAGACAGCAGGUGUUAAAAAUCGGGAUGGGGUAGGGGAUAAUAGGAGCCUAUAUUAGAAAAAGCCCCAAACAUUGGGACUGUCCCUAUAAAAUCGGGGUAUCUGGUCACCCUAAUUAAUAUCCCCUCCUAUCCAGUUACUGUUCACACUGCGGGCAGUGCACCUGGGGUGACCGUUGGGGAAAGGAUGGAAUUGUUCAGGCCAGAAUAUUCUGUGGCAGUUACGAUUCCCUGGGUGGGAAUUGGGCAGAGGGGCCCUCCAGUGUGGUGGGGGAGGUGACAGCUGUUGAGUGAACUGGGAAAUGGGCUGAAGGACCAUAGGGCAUGGUAGGAAGCUGACACAGAUGAGGCAGUUGGGAAAUGGGCCUUAAGGGGAAGGGAAAAGGAGAGGCAUAUAGGCACUGGGCCAUUAGAAGAGGAGAGAUUCUUAAGAAAGUGCAGUGAAAACAGCAGAGCCCCCUUGAUGAGGGGUGAAAAAAGUGAGAUAAAUUUGAAAGGGUGUAAGCUUACGUAUGUGAGGGGAGCAGAGUCAGGGACAUGAACAUGAGGUGAAAAGAAAAGAAAGGGAGAAGACAGAGAAGAAACCAACCAAUCCAAAGAGAAUAUGAGAGCACUGAAAGUAAACAGGCUGUGAAAUUCCCUGGGAAGAAAACAAAGCCAUGAUCUUUGCAGCUUUCCUAUGAGAUUCCUCCCAGGAUAACAACAAUAGAGCCAUAGAAGCAGCUGAAGUAACAUGAAGACCCCACAAGAAACUGCACCAUAAGGGGAUUAUAUCUUGAAGUUCCUUGACAGCUUCCCAAGGAGUAACAUUGACAUUGGCUGGAGCAACAUCAAGUGGAUACCCCUUCUGGCUGAACAUCUUAUGAAGCAAGCAGGAAACUGAAGUAAAAAUGUCUGGAGGACAGUCAGCACACAGCAUACAAAUGGCCAACACCCCCUCUGUGACAUGUUCAUUGCCUGGCUCUUACACACUAGCAGCUAAUAAAGGAAUGCUGCACUUCAGUGGGUGCCCAAGCAAUAACGAAGCAACAAACAGAAAAGCUAUUUUGAGAUCUUCGCUUCUUGGUCUGGGGAUGUCACAUAAAGCGAGACAAAUAUGGAACAACGUAGCCCAAAAAGGCUACUGAAGUGAAGAGCAUCGUUGAUCUGGAAGGACAACUGGCCGAAUUCCUAAAUAAAGAGAGAGGGAUCUGCAGGAAAUGGCAAAUGGAGCAGAGAACAGCUCAUUGCAAGCAACCCCGCAGCCUGUGAGGUUUCAGAACACAUCUAAUUCUAGGAACCCAAGACUCCAGAGUGGGAAGAAAUCUAGAUGCAAGCUUUCUCUUCCAGUCCCACAUCUGAAUUGCCAACUCAGCCCUCACUCAAAAUGCAAGGCCCCAAGUAAGAUACUUGCAUCGCUUGUAUCAAAGGCCCAUUUUGGGUGAUGUAAGUAAUCAGUCGCAAACAAAAUCAGAAAACCUCUUAUGAAGGAUAUUAGAACAAAUCUACACAAAUGUAUGGUCUGCCCAGAGACCUGGUACCCUGAUGCCAAUUGGAGAAACAAAAACAAUAAUUAGCACUUGCCCCAUAACAGGAAACAAACAACAUACAGUUAGAAUGACAAGCCUGUGUCUGGAGGAGGGAAGAGAAGAUGAAAUGGAAAGGGAUUUAUAUAAUAUACCCUCCCACAGGGCUAUUUCUCCUACAUUUGUUGCUCAUAUGAUGUAUGAAUUGGCUUGGCUGGACAGUUAUUCUAGCCUGAACCUUCACCCAAAACUCAGACUGAACCUCUGCCUAACUUCAAAGAAACUUCAGUUAACUUUCUGUUUCCACUGUUGGAUGGAAGCACCAAAUCCCAGGCACAACUGUUCUCAUGGCUAUUCCAGCCCAAUGCAGGCACAAAGUAACCAGCUUCUCUUCAUCACAGAGCAUGCUCUGAUGAUACCUCUAACCCAGUUCUGGGAGCCCCUUGUGGUUCUGAGUCCCCCCCAGAGAGGGCCGGGCAGCGGCGCAGCAUGCCCAGCGGGGUCAUGGAGAAAAAUCCCAGCAUGGAGCCCACCGCCACGACGCCAUUCCGUGUCACGAUCCCAUCUAAUGCCGAGGCUGAAAGAAUCACGCUCCCACGAGUCUUUGCUCAGCCCCAGUAGCGCCGUUGAGGCUCUGGAUCUCAGUAUGGAGGAAGAAGUGGUCAUCAAGCCAGUUCACAGUAGCAUUCUGGGGCAGGACUAUUGUUUUGAGGUGACGACUUCAUCAGGAAGUAAAUGCUUCUCCUGUCGCUCUGCAGCAGAACGAGAUAAAUGGAUGGAGAACCUGCGGCGUGCCGUGCACCCAAAUAAGGACAACAGCAGAAGGGUAGAGAAUAUGUUAAAGUUAUGGAUUAUUGAAGCCAAGGACCUGCCAGCCAAGAAGAAGUACUUGUGUGAAUUAUGCCUGGAUGACGUUCUUUACGCACGAACUACCUGUAAAUUGAAAACUGACAACGUCUUUUGGGGGGAGCACUUUGAAUUUAAUAACCUCCCGUCGCUCAAAACCAUUACAGUGCACUUAUACAAAGAGACUGACAAGAAAAAAAAGAAAGACAAGACCAACUUCAUCGGGCAGGUGAAUAUCCCCGUGGGCUCUGUAACGGGGCGGCAGUUUGUGGAGAAGUGGUACCCUGUCAUCAGCCCCAACCCCAGCAAGGGCAAGUCCGCAGGGCCUAUGAUCCGCAUCAAGUCACGCUACCAGAGCAUGAGCAUCCUCCCCAUGGAGAUGUACAAGGAGUUUGCCGAGUACAUCACUAACAAUUACAUGGUGCUCUGCUCAGUGCUGGAGCCUGCGUUGAGUGUGAAGAACAAAGAGGAGAUGGCCUCUGCCCUGGUCCAUAUUCUGCAAAGCACUGGGAAGGCCAAGGAUUUCUUGACCGACCUGAUGAUGUCUGAAGUUGACCGCUGUGGUGAAAAUGAGCACCUCAUUUUCCGAGAGAACACGCUGGCCACGAAAGCCAUCGAGGAGUACCUGAAGCUGGUGGGGCAGAAGUACUUACAGGAUGCCUUAGGGGAGUUCAUCAAAGCUCUGUACGAAUCAGAUGAAAAUUGCGAGGUGGACCCCAGUAAGUGCUCAUCCUCGGACCUUCCUGAACAUCAGAGCAACCUGAAAAUGUGCUGUGAGCUGGCCUUCUGUAAAAUCAUCAAUUCUUACUGUGUCUUCCCAAGGGAACUCAAAGAGGUUUUUGCUUCGUGGAGACAAGAGUGCAGUAACCGUGGCCGGCCAGACAUCAGCGAGCGGCUCAUCAGUGCCUCCUUAUUCCUCCGGUUCCUCUGUCCAGCCAUCAUGUCCCCCUCCCUCUUUAACCUGCUCCAGGAAUACCCUGAUGACCGCACUGCACGCACUUUGACCCUCAUUGCCAAGGUCACACAGAACCUCGCCAACUUUGCCAAGUUUGGCAGCAAAGAGGAGUAUAUGUCCUUCAUGAAUCAGUUUCUGGAACACGAAUGGACUAACAUGCAGCGAUUUCUAUUGGAGAUUUCCAAUCCAGAAACCAUCUCGAACACAGCUGGCUUUGAAGGCUACAUCGACCUGGGCCGGGAAUUGUCCACUUUGCACUCUCUACUGUGGGAGGUCAUUUCUCAGCUCGAGCAGGGCACUGUAACAAAACUUGGGCCCCUGCCUCGGAUUCUGAGGGACGUCAACGCUGCGCUCAGUAACCCAGCGUGCGUGCAGGUCUCCGUCACAGCUGACCAUACUGCAUCAACUCCAAAUGCUGGCAACAGCAUCUCUGCUGGGCUACAGAAAAUGGUGAUAGAGAAUGACUUAUCUGGUCUGAUAGAUUUCACACGGUUACCGUCUCCGACCCCUGAAAACAAGGACUUGUUUUUUGUCACAAGGUCUGCUGGGGCUCAGCCCUCGCCCGCCCGAAGCUCCAGCUACUCGGAGGCCAAUGAGCCUGAUGUGCAGAUGUCCAAUGGCAGCAAGAGUUUGUCCAUGGUGGACUUGCAGGACAAUCGGAUUUUGGACAGUGGGGCAAAUGCACCCGGGGCCGCGGAUUCCCUCAAUGACAGUCAGUCGUCUGUCGGGCAGUUACAGGGCAUAUGGACCGCACGAACUCAGCAGAACAACGUGACUGGCAUGGCCACGGUGCGCAGGGUAGGCCAGACCCCCACCACGCCCAGUGCUGAGAGCGCGCCUGGCAGGCCCCAGCUUUUAGCACCUUUAUCGUUCCAGAACCCGGUGUACCAGAUGGCGGCUGGGCUCCCGCUGUCCCCCCGGGGCUUGGGGGACUCUGGCUCUGAGUGCCACAGCUCCCUGAGCUCCCACAGCAACAGCGAAGAGCUGACGGCCAACAAGCAUGGCUUCGUCAACCCUGCUGGGAGCGAGGACUUCACCCGGCGGACGGGGGAGCUGGCCCGCCGGCAGCUCUCUCUGACAGAAAAAGGUGGCCAGCCCACCAUGCCCCGGCAGAACAGCGCCGGCCCCCAGAGGCGGAUAGACCAACCGCCACCUCCCCCGCCGCCGGUCACCAGGGGCAGGACGCCGCCCUCGCUGCUGAACACGGUUCAGUACCAGAGACCUUCCAGCGGGAGCAUGAUGUCCUCCUCACCCGACUGGCCGGGCAGCGGGGCCCGCCUCCGGCAGCAGUCCUCCUCCUCUAAGGGCGACAGUCCGGAGAUGAAGCCGCGCACCAUGCACAAACAGGCCCCUUCUCCUGUGAACCCCAAUGCCCUGGACCGCACUGCCGCAUGGCUUUUGAAUAUGAACAUGCACUUUUUAGAAGAUGAAAGCAUUGACCCAGAUUCCAAGCACAGGGAUAAGCUCAGGAAUAAGGACGAGCUCAGCCAAGCAGAAAAGUACCAGCAGGACCUGGUGGUGCUGCAGGACAAGCUCCGUAUCUCCAACAAGAAGCUGGAGGAGUAUGAAAACAGGUUCAAAUGCCAGGAGGAGACAACCCAGAAACUGAUGCUGGAGUACCAGGCCAGGCUGGAGGAGAGCGAGGAGCGGCUCCGCAGACAGCAGGAAGAUAAAGAGAUCCAGAUGAAGGGGAUCAUCAGCAGAUUGAUGUCGGUCGAGGAGGAAUUAAAGAAAGAUCAUGCAGAAAUGCAGGCGGCAGUGGAUUCCAAACAGAAGAUUAUUGAUGCCCAGGAGAAACGCAUUGCUUCACUGGAUGCGGCCAACGCACGGUUAAUGAGUGCCCUUACUCAGCUGAAAGAGAGGUACAGCAUGCAGACACGUAACGGGAUCUCCCCCACAAACCCAACUAAAUUACAGAUUACAGAGAACGGAGAAUUCAGAAACAGCAGCAAUUGUUAACCCGCGGAGGGAGCUGCUGCAGGAGAGGAGGCCUGGCCUGAAAGACUGCGCAGCAGCAGGGGUGAGCCGUGCUUCAGAGAAUGGCUGCUGUCUUUCCCCCCCGCUCCCCAAGGAACCAGCUCCUUACUGCAGACGGCACACUUGACUGCUCCUUGGUGGGAGACGCCAACGCCAGCAAGUUGAGGGGACCAAAAGACCGAGUUGUGUGAAAUGUGUGGCAAAAGGAGAGCUCCGUAUACGGGGGGGAUUGCUGUCACUGGUGGAUUUAAGUCAGUGUUUAAUGUUUAACCUUUUCCUUCCCCAACUGCCCCAAGGACACACCUCACACUCCUCCUGGCCCAUAAUAAUGGCCUUGGCGUGCCAGUAAGCAAAAUAAAGGGGUCUGGGAAAGCCUGCGCCAGGCCCAAUCAGGCUAGUUAAAGUGUGUUCAGUGGUGGGUUCCUGCGCGUAAACGCUCAGUGGAGGAGGAGAAUGUAUCGGUCUGAAACCCACUUAGUCUAAUUCCAGCCCUGGUCAGGAAAUGCUCUGCCAUGGCACUUAGUUUGCUCGGUGGGUCAUUCUGUGUAGCUUCAGGUCGGGGUGGCCGCAGCACAUCGCUCCUGUGCACCGCUUGGAGUAUGCUCCAUGCACUGGUCCCUGCACAAGCACCUUUCCCCCGGCAUUGUGCAGUAGGAGAGAUUUCCUGGGCCACUGUCGGUUUGACGCUCACCCAAGGGAACUGGUGUUGGAAUGAAAUCCGAGUGACUCAGGAGAGCAGGGUCUGAAGAGCAAGGACAAAGCUCGCUAUGUGUGCGGGGUGGGAGCCAGAGGAAUGCUGGCACAGAUAGACAACAGGGCAGGUCACCUGGGAGGGGAGUAAAUAGCACUUUAGCAAGAAUUGCUGGGCUAAGCAGUGUCACCUCUGUAGGAGUCCGGCGCUCCCGGGAGAGUCCGUGCAUAUUACACCUACGAUGGCACCUUGCAGCAGGGGAACAGCUCUCUGUAUUUGCUUUACUUUUUGCCAACCUACUAGUCAGACGCCAAGCCAGUGCAGCUGGUGCAGGCUUGCGUCCAAGGCAGUGGGACUGUUGUACGCCAGCAGAGAAGGGGAGCUGGUGUUCUAGGGAUGGUGUGUUUAUUUCUAGGUGCAGCUUCUUCUUGGCAAUCUAAGGAGGGGAGGGAGGGGCACGUUACCUUGUCACCAAUCUAACACAAUGAAAAGUUCCACGUGAGUAGCAUCCCACUAAACUUCCUGCUAUUGAACCCAGCAAAUAUCACGUCCACUCAGCUCACCCAGGCGCUUAGCGGUUGGGUUGCGAAGUGUGGGUUACUAGCCAAAAAUCACGCCGAAAAAUGUCUUGAAGCCCCAUCACGAUUCAGGGAGUGGAAUCAGUUUUACACCAGCAUUUGUUUAGGAUGUGGCUGCUUGCUCGGAAAAGGAAGGGUUAUUUGUGCGGGGGGGAUGCUAUAUGCAAAGGUGUGUGCUAAACAUUCAGGAAAAAGAAAAACCCUGAAGAAGCAUGAAGAUUGGUAAUUGUAUUUCUUUUCUUUCACAGUAUGCAUUAGAAAAAAAUACAGCCCAUUUUCUGGAAUACUGUCCUCUUUAAAUUGGGAAUGAGCACUGCACGGAAAUUAACAGCCUCGAAGAAUGUAAAACAUGGUCAUAAGGGAAUAACCAACAAGAACAGCAGCAGCCACCGAAAUUCCCAUGGUCAGGAGGCACUGUGCAGACAUAAGCCAGGAUUAGACUUUCCUAACUGCUGAAACAAGUAGAUUCGGCACAUUCAGACGUGUGUUGCUCAGCGGAGGGGCCAUCUCCUUAGAGGGGGAUUAUGCCACUGACCUGCUGCCAGUGCAGGUUGUUUGUUUUGUUUUUUUUUUAAAGUUAGUCCUUCUUGAUUCCCAGUCUCAGAACAGGUCAUUAAUACGGAGACCCAGAGAGAUGGUUUCUCUGAGACAUGGAUGCCACUGUACAGUGUAUAGGACAUCUGCCUAUUCCGCCCAUUAGGAGCACAUACUUGCUGUAUGCUUAUCCUAGUUUGCCCAGUGCCAUGUUUAAAUGUACAGUCGGAAGGGACUAGGAUACUGAAUUGUGCUAGGCUUAGGUGCCAACUCCACAGUAUCUAUUCUGUGCUAGCAGGACACUGUUUGCAUUUCUCUGUUGUCCUGCCACCGCAAAUCCUAAAAAGAUUCACUGUGGAGGGGAUUAUUUUAAAGUUAAAACUGCUUUUUUCUAAAAGCUUCUCUUCCACGGAAGCCCCAGCCCAGGUCACAUAGGGCUGCAACUUCUGCAGCUCCGGAUCUUGGAUGGUUGAUGGGCUGUCUGCGCUCGAAGCUCUCCACACGCAAGGAAUGCCGUCCCAUCUCUUGAUUUAAAUUCACAGUGUGGCGUGAACGUAAGACCAAAAAGAGGAGCUCCUCAGAGCCAAGUGACCAUUGAAUAUUGGAAAAUUAGCACAAGUGGCUUUGAAGAAGCUCACAAAACUGACAGCCCCUGGAGAAAGACCCAGACAGGUUAGGCGUAUACAGGGUACUAUGAACAAUUUGGUACAUACGCUUACACCCGCCUUUGUCUCAGUGUCAAAUACCUUAAAGAACCCUGCAAAAAAAGACUCUCUUUAAACAGCUGGUGCCCGGAGAUGUACUUUUAGCUCUGGAUAUUUUUUUAGGAUCUGAAAUAUUCCUCCUAUGAAAGAUGGCAGCUGUUUCACAUAGAAUGCUAGGAAGGGGUGGUGGACGGAUGCCCUAGCAGGGACUGAUUUCUAUUCUUACACGGAAACUUCAGGGAAUUGUUUUUGGAUGCAAAUUCAGUGCUUGCCCUAAGAACUGGCAGGGGGAUCCCCGAAACAAUUGUCUAUUUAGUACGGAAGCUAAGUACCAUGCAUCUUAACCUACUCCUCAGCCCUGAGCCAAUCCAUUGCUCCCAAAACUUUUUAGGGACUACAUUACAAACUCUUGGUUAACACCAACAUCUCAGUUAAAGCAUGCACGGUGUGCUGCUGGUGUAGCAGAAAAACCUAAACCCUUCCACAGGGAGUUAUUUAAAAACUAACAUUUCUGGAUCUGGCACCUUCUGAUCUGUAGUUUCCUGAGCCGGUAUGAAAAGGAACUCAGUCCCAGAAGAAAUCUCUUCUUUGUAGAGAUGUCCCCUAAACUUCAAAACGUGGGAUCCAGAUCUGGAGGUUUGGUUCAGGCCCAUCUCUUAGUGUGUUACUUCAGUUUGUGGUUUUGUUAUUUAUGAGCUGCACACCAGUGUGGGGGGGGUGUGAGUGCAAUUCCUGUCCUCAAGCCUGGUGUUUCGCAUAGCAAUACCAGAGACAAUUUGCAGAGGUGCUCCCAGCAACAGAGAGUAAAACAACCACUCUACUGACCAUCAUGCGACCUGCUGUUUUCGUUCUCGUGCUUUCUGCGACAAGAGCCUAUUCUAGUGCAAAAACUGUAACUGUGUAAACAAAACAAACAUUCACAGAUUUUUAUCUUAAUGCAAGUCUUACAAUUUUUUGUAUAUGUUCUUGGUGUUUGACUGUAAUGUACCUAUUCACCUAACAGUUGUAUAUAGUAAUUUACUUCUGGUGCUGCUUAUUUGGUCAGGAGUUGAGUGUCUCUACCGCUGGUUUGUUUGGGGUUUUUUUGUUUUGUUUUUAAACAGAGGUGGGCUCAAGUAAGCAAAUUCAGAUCUGGGUUCAGAUUUCAGCUGCCCCUUGGGGGCUGGGAUGGAUCCAGGGUUUUGAUUUGGGGUGAUGGAGAGAAAACGUCGAGGCGUUCGGGUGUGAAAUAUCCCAUGGUUGCUGCACGCUAUAAGUCUAAUACAGUGGGGGUUGUGCUUUAAGUUCAGAGCCAGAAGCUCCAGGGAGACUUCCUACCAACUACAACAGUUUAGUAACCAAGCGCUUCCCCCCUCCCCCCCAAUCUAUUAAGCAGAAAUGCCCUCCACCCAAACAGGUCCUUGGAAGUCUGCACUCUGUCCCUUCAGCAUUGUGGUUUUUGCUUGUCCCUGUUAGAGCAUUCCUGGACUUGUGAGCAGUGUCUUGGCUCCACGCUUUAGGACAGCUGUGUAACGUACUGCCAGAUGCAGGACACACCGAGUUAUGCUGGAAUCCAUAGACUGGAGGUUUCCCCAGGCACACUGUAGGGAUUUGCUGGACCUGGGUGACAAUAGCUGUGCUUCAUCAGUUCCACCAAGCUCAUUACCCUCCCCUGACAGAGCACCAAGCAAAUGUACAGGGGGGGACAACCCUGCACUGAUCUCCAGGGCCUGGCCUCCCCCCAGAUCACCUCUGGGUCUCUUCCAUCCCUGUUCUGGCAUGCUGCAGCCCUGCCCCAAAAGGGGCUGUAUUCAGGGUGAGCCGGGACUCCAACUCCGCCUUUCUAGUCCUGGCCUCUAAAGUGAGUGCAGCUGCUGCUGUUCCCUAGUUCCCAAGCGAUUCCUUGAACUGCCCCAGAAGGGAGACCGUUCACUUCUAGCCAGAUACUGUGUCUGCGCGAAUGGCCCCCCACCUGACGGGUCAGCUACGGGCCCCCUUGUGUGACUGCUGGGCAGAGAAGCGUUGUCAUUUUCUGUUCUUGGAGGAGGAGUAUCUAAUUUGGGCCAGAGAGGAACCUGUUCGUCUGCUGAGCAGAGGCUUUCCAGCCCAUGGACAGUCCACAACAAUCCUCAAAUGCUGGCGCUUUGGAGCAGGGUUCUGGUUUCACUACUUGACUUUCACGGGUAACGUGAGGUGUGACAUUGCUGUAAAUUUUAUGUGGUUCUGCAUCAACUAUCGGUACCCAAAGUGCAGUCUCCAUGGUCCCAUAUUCCUUUAUCAUCCAUCACUGUGUCUUAAGAUAUACCUCUCUCUGUAUAUCUGCUUAGGCUGAUACUUGUUCCUGAUGAGCAGUCGCUAUGUUUUAUAUCCUCUUAUGACGAAAAAAAACAAACAAAAAACCUUUUUUGUAAGUAUGUUUAAAAACAAAGCGAAGUGGAAGUGUUUGCUGAAACUCCUUCAGCCUCUUUUAAACUAUGUAAUAAUGUACAGAGAAAGUUGUUGGUGUUCAAAGAGAUGAUGUGGACGUGCAAUUUCUGUACAUUUGCAAUUAGAAAUAUUAAAGAUUUAUUUAGCUAUUUUA
Molecule: messenger RNA, 10753 nt
Organism: Chelonia mydas (Green sea turtle)
Lineage: Eukaryota; Metazoa; Chordata; Testudines; Cheloniidae
Gene: DAB2IP
Product: DAB2 interacting protein
Exons: 21
Coding region: 1928-5668 (1246 amino acids)
Biological process (GO): regulation of GTPase activity
Source: RefSeq, a predicted model, not a curated record